UAUUGCAUCGAUCGAACGAGCAAACGCACAUAACAUUACGAAAUAUAAACUCAGAUUGCAUACGAAUUAAUCUUUUAUUUGAUAAGUUUUUCCUGCUAUCUGAUCAAAAACAGAAUUAAGUUAAAAACCAUGGCGAAGUUAGGUUUAGCCCGGCAUCGGUAUACGAUUGCAAUAUUAUGCUGGCUUUAUGUGAUUUUAUCUCUACUGAUGCACAUUUACUGCAUUUUCAACACAUUUGUUGGGAGCAUCUUCGUGAUCUCUUGUAUAUAUCUUCUAAUUGGAGUUUAUGGAUUGUAUUCUCUUUACAAAGAGAACGGAACGUUAAUGAAAAUUUUUGGCAUCAUUCUCAUCAUCAUAAGCGUAUUGCAAAUACUCGAACUAAUAGGAGUGCUGAUGAUAUCACUACUACGUGAAACAUUUCUCGAUCUAUUCCUAAAAGAAGCUAUGGAUACCUACUACGAUUCUGCCGAAAACCGAGACUUUAUGGAUGGUAUACAGCGGGAGCUAAAAUGUUGUGGACGACAAUCGUACAACGAUUGGACUAUAUAUAUGCAACCAUCUUCAUGCUGCAGAACCAGUGAAUGUUUGGACUACCAUAUAGACGGUUGUGUUAGUGCGCUAAGUCCCUAUUUUACGUCCUUGAUCCUGGUCAGUGGAUUCGUUGGGGUCAUUAGCAUUAUUGUUCAUAUCUACGGAGUUGUUUCUGCGUUCAAUUUGGCCAGAGUUUAUAAUCGAAGACCGAUUUUACCGACUAUUAAGCACGGCUUCGCCAACUAUUAGUUCCGGCCAGCAGCAAGGAAUACCAAUUGUUCGAUGUUACUUUUGUGUAAAAUGUCUAUUUGUACGUAAGAAGCAAUACUAAAAGAUUUAAAAAAUGAAAUUCCGUGAAGUUUCAAUAAAUUCCAUCGACAUCAAGAAUACUGUCGACUCGCAAAGCAAUUGCUUUUAGUUUCAUUUCCCUUUAAGACGACAUGCAUCAUAACAAUGAGUGUUAUUUUUGACCAAAUGAAAUAUUAUUGCUAGCUGUCGUAGACUGAAUAAAUGUUAUUGUUGUCGCUGCAA
Messenger RNA from Bradysia coprophila, 1062 nucleotides. RefSeq lists its product as uncharacterized. The record is from RefSeq and is a predicted model, not a curated record. NCBI's taxonomy places the organism in Eukaryota, Metazoa, Arthropoda, Insecta, Diptera, Sciaridae.